CCUGACUCACACAGAAGCGGACUCUCUGAGCUCGCUCCAACACCUGAAGCUCUCCCUUUCUUAACUUGCCCGGAGAGCAAAAGGCAAAUCAUAACCAAACAUAUUCAAUGAACUUUACAAUGAAAGGAAACCGCCUCCGAUGUGUUCCUUUGAGCAGCCUUUGCGCCGUGUUUCUGCUUAUCGCCUCCCUCACUUUAUUUCUCGUCCUCAAGAAGCAAAACCCUGGCCGCUUAUUGGAAGAGGAAGAAGUCGAAGGCUCCGUUUUGAAAGCUUCAGAUCCCAUUCAAUAUCACUCUGAAAGACCUGUGGCUCAUCUCACUGGAGCAAACUUAAAUGAUGGGCAUCUCCGAUAUAUGGAAUGGGAAACGGAAGAGGGGCUGGCAUUUGUCAAAAAUGGAUUCAUUUAUCAAAAUGGCAGUUUGAUUGUACCCAUCACCGGACGGUACUUUGUGUACUCUCAGGUUUACUUACGUGACAAAAACUGUUUGGAGAGCAAUGAACUCAUCAUGCAUACAGUCAACAAAAGGACGCAAACCGAUUCAGCUCCUACAAUACUAAUCAGCAAACAUAUUCAGUGUCAACCGUAUGUCGAUCACUUAUGGUUUCAAACAAACUAUGUUGGAGGCACGUUUACAUUGAACAAAGGGGAUGAACUGUUUGCCCAUGUUUCUGAUUUGACAUUACUGGGUUUUGAAGAAAAUAAGACAUUCUUUGGAGCACUGUUAGUAUAAACGCGACUAUGCAGAAAGACAAAAACUAUGUUAUUAGUGCAUUAACAUUAUAAAGGAAAACCUUUAUUAUUAAAAUGAAU
This is a messenger RNA of Hemiscyllium ocellatum (epaulette shark), 811 nucleotides long. Its product is annotated as tumor necrosis factor ligand superfamily member 6-like. Gene Ontology annotation, cellular component: membrane. The transcript has 4 exons. Gene Ontology annotation, molecular function: tumor necrosis factor receptor binding. The record is from RefSeq and is a predicted model, not a curated record. The coding region runs from base 108 to 731 and encodes 207 amino acids. Gene Ontology annotation, biological process: immune response. Lineage: Eukaryota; Metazoa; Chordata; Chondrichthyes; Orectolobiformes; Hemiscylliidae.